Messenger RNA from Oncorhynchus mykiss (rainbow trout), 2602 nucleotides. NCBI's taxonomy places the organism in Eukaryota, Metazoa, Chordata, Actinopteri, Salmoniformes, Salmonidae. The record is from RefSeq and is a predicted model, not a curated record.
ACAGGCUACUUUGACACUGACAAACUGAGAAUCGAAGUUCAAUAAAAACAACCUUGUCUUGAAUCAAUCAAUAGCUCAGGCCUCGGUCUGUGGAGACUCACAUAUGAGGAGGAAAUUAUAGUCCUAAAAAAGCUUUCCAGUUUCACUGACUCAGAUGCCCAGAUCACUCUCUGGCGAUGGCAGAUGAGCUCAUCCAAUAGCAUAUCGCUCCUGUCCACAGCUCGUCUCAUAGACUAGAAGUAACAUAGAAAAUGUAAAUCCAGGACACUGAAAUUAGUAUGAUAUGUUACAUUUGGUAUGGUUACAUAAGACAGAAAGUCCCACCAUAACGCCUGUGCAUUUUGGACUUCUAACCCCGUUUAAACUUUGUUUUAGCUACAGAAGUGUAUCAUUGGAUUGAUAAAUAUCUGUGCACGUGCUUAACAGAAAGGGUAGUCAUUUUUCACAUGUAAUACACAGCAACGGGAAGUUUCCUAUGCACAUCAAUAGCAGUACCAGGUCCAGUAAGCUGAGUUUGCGGUAAAAGCAAAAACACCUUACUUUGAUUGCAACCACUUGAACAGCAUCACAAAACACAGGAGGUCCCAAUGCUAACGUAAGGUACCUCAGUCUUUCUUUUCUCCCAGGACCGGAUAGUUCCAGGUCCUCAGUCCAGUCGUUCACCCCAGGAAUCCUUCAGUUUCCCUCAUUGCAGGUGGAGAUCAGUCGAGAUGGAGAAAGGUUAUCCCGGGGAUGGUACUUCUGCCCCUCACCCAGAACCUCCCAUGAACUAUGGGGGGAUAGCCACGGGCCAGGGCCCCCAGCCAGGCUUGUACCCCCAGCCCCCAGGCGGAAAUCCUGCCUCCCCUGGUCCUCCACAACCAGGGUUCCAGCCUGGUCCCUACCAGGGAGGUCCCCAAGCAGGUGUGUACACACCUCCACCACAGUACACCUCUGGACCAGGUGGACCGGUGCCAGUUGUGACCCAGGUAAUAAUGACUCCUAGCCUGAUGGAGGUCGGAGGUUCGACCAUGUGUCCCCACUGCCAGCAGCACGUGGUCACCAAGACAGAGACCAACUCUGGCCUGCUCACCUGGCUUAUCUGUGGUGGCCUCUUCAUUGUUGGGUGCUGGCCAUGCUGCGCCAUCCCUUUCUGUGUAGACUCAUGUAAAGACGUGAAUCACAGCUGUCCCAACUGCAACAAUAUCAUCUACGUCUACAAACGCAUUUGAUAUUAAUUUGACCUGACUGUACUACCUUUAUCUGAAGGACUGGGACAUGGCACUUCAAUCAAAUCAACAUUUCUGUAAAUGUAUGAGGUUCGUAUUCACUAGGGCAUGUGAUGUUGGAAAAUGUUUUACAACGAAGAAACAAAAACUCAUUCUUAUUGGACAAGUCCAGAUAGUCCCUCUCUUUUUCAGUCCAUUUUCUUCCAUUUGGUGCCUAAUGAAUACAACCCAGGGGUAGCCAAAAGGGUUAUGUCUAUCCUAUAUAGUCCCUGAGCAGGUGGUGAGCUUCCCUCAGCUCCACAAAAUACUACAUAAUAUAUGCCAUUUAGCAGAUGCUUUUAUCCAUUUUUGUAUGGGUUGUCCUAGCGGAAAUUCAAACCCACAAGUGCCAAGCUCCAUCAGGUCCCUGGCCAGACUUGACCCUUGUAGUGACUACCAAAGAGAAUCCUGAUACCAAAGACUGGUAGUAGCUGUGCUAUAGCUGUUUCACUGUAGUUCUGUACUCGUCUGAAGUCCAUGAAAGUAAAGGAACUUCUAAACCACUCUACUUAUUGUAAUAUUGUUACAUUGAGAUGUAUAUAUCACCAUCACUUCUUAUUGUAAUAUUGUUACAUUGAGAUGUAUAUAUCACUUCUUAUUGUAAUAUUGUUACAUUGAGAUGUAUAUAUCACCAUCACUUCUUAUUGUAAUAUUGUCACAUUGGGAUGUAUAUAUCACCAUCACUUCUUAUUGUAAUAUUGUUACAUUGAGAUGUAUAUAUCACCAUCACUUCUUAUUGUAAUAUUGUUACAUUGAGAUGUAUAUAUCACCAUCACUUCUUAUUGUAAUAUUGUUACAUUGAGAUGUAUAUAUCACCAUCACUUCUUAUUGUAAUAUUGUUACAUUGAGAUGUAUAUAUCACCAUCACUUCUUAUUGUAAUAUUGUUACAUUGAGAUGUAUAUAUCACCAUCACUUCUUAUUGUAAUAUUGUUACAUUGAGAUGUGUAUAUAUCACCAUCACUUCUUAUUGUAAUAUUGUUACAUUGAGAUGUAUAUAUCACUUCUUAUUGUAAUAUUGUUACAUUGAGAUGUAUAUAUCACCAUCACUUCUUAUUGUAAUAUUGUUACAUUGAGAUGUAUAUAUCACCAUCACUUCUUAUUGUAAUAUUGUUACAUUGAGAUGUAUCCAUCACCAUCAUACUUCUUAUUGUAAUAUUGUUACAUUGAGAUGUUUUUGUUAUUACACUCUUGCAGUCGUUCCCUCACCGAUCCCGUUCUCUUUUUUCCUCUGAAAGUUCUACUACUCAUUUGUCAUAAAAGACCAUUGUCAAUAAUUACAAUGGAUCUCAUGGUUGUCUUUUCACUUCCUGUCUAGUUGCUCUGUAAAGCUCUGAUUAAAGUUGUCUGUAUUGAA